Molecule: messenger RNA, 2729 nt
Organism: Microbotryum saponariae
Lineage: Eukaryota; Fungi; Basidiomycota; Microbotryomycetes; Microbotryales; Microbotryaceae
Source: the annotation of a GenBank genome assembly
AUGGUUUACUUCUACAGUUGCACGGCGCUUGGGGAGGGUAAAACGGUGACAAUAUACUCAGGCAAAGACAAAGUAAGGCUUCCCUCAUACAUCUGAAUGUGCUUGGCCGCGAGCUGAUCGUUUGGGUCGGUCCGACCGGUCGUCCGUCUUGCACAUUGAAAGUAAGCCGUGCAUCUGGACGAUGUCCUCCACCACACUGCUCACGAUCGCAUCAGCUCUAAUUGAUUGUUCGCAGACGAAUAUCUUAUACGUUAUGCGCUACCGCAGGGUACGUGAGCACGUGGACCUUGCCUCACCCGCCGGUAUUCGAUCACGUGUUCAAGCUGUCGACGAGCAUCACUGCAAUCCGCCCGACGUAGCGUUGACCAGCCACUGACGGGUCUGCUCUUAUCAGCAGACGUUUGGGUCCACGUCGACAAACUCUCCUCACCACACAUCUAUAUCCGUCUCCCCACGUGGAUUUCGUCGUGGGAAGCGAUCCCAAAAUCGGUACUUGACGAUGCCGCCCAGCUGGUGAAAGCCGGGUCGAUCCAGGUGGGCUGAUUUGGCGCAACGAGUCGGAAACGUUGGAUUUGAUCACAGAUCUGAUAAAUAACAUAUCCUUUACGUGUCUUUGUGAGUCAGGGUAACAAAAAAGACAACAUCACCGUGAUCUAUACGCCAGCGAGCAAUCUUCUCAAAACCGGGGAGAUGGAUGUGGGGACAGGUCAGUGGUUUCCCCAAAGUCGACACAUCACAUAACAGCUCCUCCGGUGGCUCAAACGUGACAACCGAAGUCGUUGUCGUCGUCUUCUUCGUGGAGAAGGCUAAGACACUAUAUCACCGCACUCUUACCUCAGUCUCGUUCAAAAACGAUCGACUCGUUCGACGGGUCUACGUCGCCGAGCGCAUCAACGCCAUCGUCAACCGGCUGAACAAAACACGGGUUGGAAGAGCCGUCGAUCAUGAGGCUGAGAAGAUCGAAAGGGAACAGAAGGAGGCAAAGGAGAGGAGACUGGCGUCGAAUGAAAGGGUACGUUGCGUGUACUGCCUUUUGCAGGUCUAGGCAUGAUGAACAUCAAGCUUUGUCGCAAAUUCGUUUUGACGACGCCAACUAUUCGACUGACUCUUCGUUGCUGCGAUUGACAGAUGAACAGGGAGCUGGAAUUAAGCCGACUGAGAAAGGCCGAGUCCGAGUCUAGGGACUAUUCAAGGCUACACGAGACGAAAGCCGCGCUGAGCUACGAGGAGGAGGAAGCCGAAUGGAACAGUCGCCAGAAAGAAGGCGAAUUUGAUCCCGAUGAGGAUUUCAUGUAGUCCUACUAAGCUGAGACCGCAACGCAAGUAUGUUUUUGUUCAGGCGCAGAUACCACCAACCUCCGACUAUGAUUGCAGAGCCCAGGCCAGCAUGUCCAAAAUGACGUGCAAGGGUUGGAGUUCCCCCGUGUCCCCCUCCCCCCCCCGAGAGGGCUUUUUAUCGGCUCCCGUACGCGAGAUCGACGUGCCCCACGUGCUAGCUGCUCGUCCCGAACACGAUGAAGCGACUUAUCACACUCUAUGUCGUGUCCUUUGGAGUCGCAGUCGCAAGCUUCUCGCUUGCGCUCGCAGGCCUACUGCAGCCAAAAUGGUCAGUCGCAAUGUGCAGUAUGCCUCGCGUGAUGGAUCGCAUCGACCGUCCUCGAGUGGUAGCCAGCGUGGACGGGCUUUCGCAUCGAGUCGCCCGGUGUACUGGGCAGCCUAGGCGACCACUGGAAGCUGUUCCACGUCAAGUUAGAUGGAAUGUGCGAGGCAUCACGACAGCUCACAAACCCGUCUCCUCCAUCGGAAGGCUGGUGCGCUCCUGGCUGCCCGCGAUGACAUCAUCAUCAGAUCGGAACCGAAGAAUCUCGCCCGUAGCUUAUCGGGGGACUUCGUCUGCCUCGUCAUACUCCUUGUGUACAGGAUCCACUUUGCUACGCCGCACAAUAGUCCUCUCAAGCUGUCGACCAAUUAUGGACUCUUCCAGCGGUGCGACUCCUCACAGUGGACCGGCGAUCGAAUCACGUGUCGCCGCUUUCCUACGCGCCGUCAAGACUGUCAGGCUCCGGGCCUGAGUGCAGUAGACAAGGCGACCUUGCACUCCCUAUUUCAUGAUCCUGCCUCGACCCCCGAGAGCACAAGUGGGUUAACCAUCCGCCCGAGCGCGCUUGAGCUCCAGGCCCUUCUCGGAGCAGUCCCCGCCGACACCAACGAUGCAUGGGGCUUUUGCGACAGCUGGAUAAGUGCCGGGUAAGUUGACUACACACCCGCCUGAAGAAAUUGGCGUCGACGUGUGAUGAUGCACUUGAGAAGUGCUGAUCCACCUCUGUGCAACCUUUGCCGAUACGCCUUUGCCGUUCGGAUCCAUCCGACUCGGACACUUUCUCGGACGAAACAGGUACUUUCAGCAGCUAAGUCUCGUGCUUGGAUUCGCCGCUGUCAUCGCGUGCUUUGCUGCGAUCUUGACACCUCUGCAUUCACGGCGCAAGCCGUACCGGUUGAUCUCCUCACUCCUGUUUGGACACGCGGUCGCGCUCAUCGCCUCGACGUCCCUCGUCGCACGCGAGUUCAAUACAUCCGACCGCUUCGUCUAUGGCUCGAGGCUAGCACAAUCCUUCAUCAUGAGCACUACGGCUUGGUCAUUGGAUGUGGUCGUGGUCGCCGCGCUCGUCUUGGUGCUUGGGGUUCUCAAGGUCGGGGAUGAGGGAGGCUACGAGCGGAUUCAGGAUUGA